Messenger RNA from Paralichthys olivaceus (Japanese flounder), 1094 nucleotides. NCBI's taxonomy places the organism in Eukaryota, Metazoa, Chordata, Actinopteri, Pleuronectiformes, Paralichthyidae. The record is from RefSeq and is a predicted model, not a curated record.
CUCUGUGCUCGCUUGCUUCCCCCUGCGUGCUGGAUGGAUCUGUCUCAUCCACAUCGACUACACUUCCUGCGGCUGGGUAGGGCCUUGGCUCUGAUGGGAGAAUAGUUUGAUUUCUUCAGCUCAACACUCUCUCACCUCCUCAGACCUUUAGCUCCAUAUUCCUUUUGUGAAAACAUGGCGGACGACGAGUUAGAGGCGAUCCGGCGGCAGAGGAUGGCGGAACUUCAGGCCAAACACGGGGUGAGAGAGUCACCAUCAGCCGAGGAGCGUGCUAGCAGCCGCCACAGAGAAACUGACAUGAGGAACUCUAUUUUGGCCCAAGUUCUUGACCAGUUUGCCCGUGCCAGAUUAAGCAAUCUUGCUUUGGUGAAGCCAGAGAAGGCCAAAGCAGUUGAAAACUAUCUCAUUCAGAUGGCUCGUUUUGGAAAGUUGGGAGGAAAGAUUUCCGAGUCAGGCUUGAUUGAAAUCCUAGAAAAAGUCAGCCAGCAAACAGAGAAAAAAACGACUGUCAAAUUCAACAGACAGAGGGUGAUGGACUCAGAUGAUGAUGAUGAUUUCUAACUUUUUGGAGCCCUGGAACGAGCCAAGAAAUCUGGCAGAUACGCUUUACUUGGACUCGGAUAGCAUCUCUAAUCACCUUUUUGCUGUUAGCUAAAUCCUGGGAUGCUGUGGUUCUCUGGAAAAUACACACCAAGAGGAAAAAACAUGGACAUGAGGUUGACAUUGUGGCAUCAGUGGUGGGGGGUAGAAUACACACAGUGUCAAAUAAGGUUUUCUUUUGUGAUCUCUCUUCAGUCAAAUUGACACAAAUUUGCACUGCAUAUGUUGUACCCCUGACAACUCACAGCACUGUGACUCCUCUUGUUCUUCGUGGUAGUUACCCUUUUAUUUCUCCAUGGUUGAUUUCUGUUCUUCAAAUAUAAAAUGUUAGACAAAAUGCAAAACUCAGUUGAUGCAUUUUAUCAUGACUUUUCAUUUAAUACAAUAUAUUUUUGUCUAUUCAGGGCCAGCCCUGGAUGUUGCCCUUGGAUAUUUUCUUUUUGCUGACAUGUAUCUUGAACGUUUACAUAAAAAUAAAAGAAGCCUUAAAUUCA